Molecule: messenger RNA, 1869 nt
Organism: Saccostrea echinata
Lineage: Eukaryota; Metazoa; Mollusca; Bivalvia; Ostreida; Ostreidae
Product: Golgi pH regulator-like
Exons: 1
Coding region: 257-1633 (458 amino acids)
Biological process (GO): intracellular pH reduction
Cellular component (GO): Golgi cisterna membrane
Molecular function (GO): voltage-gated monoatomic anion channel activity
Source: RefSeq, a predicted model, not a curated record
CGGAAGUUUGUUACGGUGUGCAGUGUGUACAUAAUAAUUUGUAAGCUAUGGACUGAACAAGAUGUCGAUACACAAGGGAAUUUUAUGGCAAUCCAAUUGAGUGAAAGAAAAACCAAGAGGACAAAUUUUUUGCAGAAAAAAUACCAAUAAAAUCUUAGGACUUGAAUGCAACGUAUCGGCAAAGUCCCCCAAAAACUACUGGCGUGACUAAUAUAAGUAAUAUACAUAUAUACGUGAAAACAUCGAGUUAUUGAAGAUGUCAUUUUUAAUGGACUCUUGCUUAAUGUUCUUUUCCCAGGUGUUGUUUUUUGCUGGUGGAUGGGUGUUUUUCUUGAAACAGCUGUUUAAGGACUAUGAGGUUCACCAUUCUGUUGUUUUGUUGGUCUUUUCUGUAACAUUUGCAUUGUCAUGUACCAUGUUUGAACUGAUCAUCUUUGAGAUUCUUGGAUUUCUUGAGGCUAGUUCCAGAUAUUUCCACUGGAAGUUGGGACUUUAUGCCAUCCUCUCAGUUCUAGUGGCUGUAUUACCAUUCUACAUUGGUUAUUUCAUAAUUGGAAAUUUAAGAUUUGUCCCACAGAAGCGCCACAUUCGAGUACUACUGACAACUGGAACUUGGUUGGGAUUUCUUUAUUUUUUCUGGAAAAUUGGUGACCCAUUUCCUAUAUUGAGUCCAAAGCAUGGAAUCUUUUCAAUUGAGCAGUGUAUCGGCAGAAUUGGUGUCAUUGGAGUCACAUUAAUGGCAGUACUUUCAGGAUUUGGUGCAGUAAAUUAUCCAUAUACAUCAAUGUUUUGCUUCAUUAGGGCAGUAACGGAAGCAGAUAUCCAAGGCAUAGAAAAGAGAUUGAUGCAAACUAUGGAUAUGAUACUGUUGAAGAAAAAAAGAAUGGCAUUAGCUAAACGAGAACGGCUAAAGCAAGCGACCAUUAAUAAAAGUCAAGGUGGAUUAUGGGGAAUGAUAUCAAAAGUGACGUCAGGCAAUUCAUUGGAGAAUAUUUCAGUGUUGCAACAGGAAACUGAGGCCUAUGAAGAGCUAGCAAAGCAACUAUUUUUGGAAUCAGUGGAUCUACAUAAUACACAGGAAAGAAUUGCAUACUCAAAAACAUUCAAAGGAAAAUACUUCAACUUUUUGGGAUACUUCUUUUCCAUUUACUGUGUAUGGAAAAUAUUUAUUUCCACCAUCAACAUUAUAUUUGAUCGAGUUGGGAAAGUUGACCCUGUAACCAGAGGAAUAGAAAUAGCAAUCAAUUACUUGGGAAUUCAGUUUGAUGUCAAAUUCUGGUCACAGCAGAUCUCAUUUCUUCUGAUUGGAAUCAUCAUAGUCACUUCAAUAAGAGGCUUACUCAUUACUUUAACAAGAUUUUUCUAUGCUAUUGCAAGCAGUAAAUCAUCAAAUGUGAUCGUACUGUGCUUGGCUCAAAUAAUGGGGAUGUAUUUUGUGAGCUCCGUGCUCCUCAUAAGAAUGAACAUGCCACAAGAAUACAGGUCAAUAAUAACGGAGGUACUCGGAAACCUUCAGUUCAAUUUUUAUCAUCGCUGGUUUGAUGUCAUAUUUCUUGUCAGUGCACUGUCAAGUAUUGGAUUCCUCUACAUCGCACACAAACAAGCUCCGGAAAAGAGCAUAAAUGGAUACUAAUUAAUAACUGAAUCAGUUAAAAUCACUGACAUUAGUUAAUAUGUGCAAAUAAUUCAAAAGAAAUUGAUACCAAUAUUUAUUUUCCCAAAUGGAAUUCAGAUACAUGUAGACCCUGAAAACCUAAAUGGACGUAAAACAUUUUGAAAUAAACAAUUUCUUUUGAUGUAACAAAGUGAUAGUGAUUUGCUUUAUUUGUGUUAUUUGAUAAACAUGAUGAAUGAAAUAAAUAAUCAAAC